AUGGAUUCUCUAUUCGCGGGCUUCGACCACUCCACACCGCACGUGAACUCUAUUCUCAAAGAGGAGAAUCUGAGUACCAAUGCCAUCAAUUCGUUCGAUGGCAUGCAGUUUGCCAUGCCUCCAGUUGGCCAGCCGUCGUCGCUGCUGAAGGAGUGGACUGAUGACACAGAGGGAUCCAUGAAGGUUAAAAUAGCUCACGGUACCACAACACUUGCCUUCAAGUUCAAAGGCGGUGUCAUGGUCUGUGUGGAUUCACGUGCCACUGGUGGUGCUGCUAUUG
Molecule: messenger RNA, 280 nt
Organism: Sphaeroforma arctica JP610
Lineage: Eukaryota; Ichthyosporea; Ichthyophonida
Exons: 2
Source: RefSeq, a predicted model, not a curated record